GUUGCAAGGCCUCACUUCCAUUCUUCUUCCGUCUUCGUCUUCUAGUAUUCGCCCCUCACAUACCCUCCCUUCCAUCAAGCGUUACCUCGCCUCACCCAACCAAACCGUCUCUCGCCCUCUUCCCACUUCUCCGAUUGCUCUCUCUCUCUCUCGCUCUCUCUGUCUUUCUGCGUUGCUCACUUAACCGAAGUUGUAUUUGGAUUCAGUUGCGUUUUUCGGAGUUCUCUACGCGCGCAUGUGUGUUAUCGCGCUUGGCUUUCUGUGUCUAUAUUCCUGUGCUGGUUCUACUGGUAAAUUCAUUGGACUGAACACCGGGGUGUUUGUCAUCAGUUGUCGUAGGAAAAGGCUUGCGGCAGGUUUUGCCCCGUGAGUUUGACGUGGAAGUUUGAGAGGCGCGUUGGUUUUUGAGUGGAAGCAGCAACUGUGGAGGAAACUAGGGGGAGAAGCGCGCAAAGAAGUAGAAGUAGGAUUCAGGUUGCAGGUGGACAGGGGUGUGAGACCAGUGAAUGAGGAGGUUGUUGAGCACGUAGCCGCAGAGUCACUCGGUUCACCUUCUUGGCCAUGUCGAAGUUAAGGAAGUGGAUGAUGAAAGAGGAGAGGGAAAACUCCGCCGGGAGCGCGGACACAAGCGCCAUUAAGCUGUUUGGUAAGACGAUUGCCGUGAACAGCGGGGUGAGUGAUUCGCAGGAGACCUCCACGAAAGCCGGAACAUCAGCCGAUGCCGCUGUCGUGCAUCCCUGCGCCUCUCAGGCUGGUAGCGAAGAGGUGGACGGUGCAUCCACGCAGUCGGAAGCGGAUGAGAUGGGGAGUUCCAUAUGCAAUGAAAUUCGAAAUGUCGAGGCUCCCAAGGAUGCUCCGCAGGAAUCGCAAGUCUCCUCUGAGAAGCUCGCUUCAGAAACAAUGACUGUAUCGACAUCCAUUCAAGCACCGGCCGCUGCGGUAGCACAAGAGAAGCAGCGUCCCUUGACUGUUGAGGAGAAAAAGGAGCAAUGUGUACGCAAGCCUGACAAAUUGAUACCGUGCCCUAGGUGCGAUAGCCUUGACACGAAGUUCUGCUAUUACAACAAUUACAACAUCAAUCAACCCCGUCAUUUCUGCAAGAGCUGCCAGCGUUACUGGACUGCUGGUGGCACACUACGAAAUGUCUUAGUGGGGGCAGGGCGCCGGAAGAAUAAGUAUGGGUCGAGUCAGAUGAAACAGGAAGCGUCUGAGGGUGUAAAUUCUGGCAUCACUACUGUCCGGCUUGAUCACCAUGAAGGGGCACAGCCGAUGCUACCCUGUGCUAUCAACCCUUACGGUCUCAAAGUACCGCCAAUGAACAUACCCCAGCUUGCUGCUUCCUGCGCUUCGAGACAAGCUUCAGAGGCUCAAAGCACGGUCACCUCAUGUGGCAAGGAGAGUAAUAAGGUGUUCACUUCAGCCUCCGCUUUCAAGCCUGCAGGGCCCGAUGUUUCCAAUGAUUCAGUGUCCAAGCUGCGGCAGAGGACGAGGACGGACACUCCGGAGGGGAAAGAUGUUUCGAGCCCGGGGUCUAGCCCUUUUGUAUCUGAAUCACCCACCAGCCAUGUCUUGACUUCAAGAGUGCAACCUCAGCAGCAAGAAGUGCAACAGCAAGCGAUGUGGACGAAGAGCAAUCCCCAGCUUGGAUUUUUCAAUGGUGCGUGGCCUUAUGGGUACAGCAUUGGCUGGAGCGGUGCAGGACCGAUUCAUGGCACUCCUGCGAUGUGUAGCCCGCAUCCGGCCUCCUCGGGAACCACUUCUCCACCCUCGGGAAUGUGUCCAACUCCCGGGAAUGUGUGGACUGGUUUAUGGGCAUCAGGGAUGCCUGGGAUGCCGCAGGGGAUGGCUAGUAUGUCUGGAAUGUCUGGCGUUUCGGCCAUGCCGUUUGGGUGGAACAUGUGCCCAGGAGGGUGGACGUUGCCAUGGCGGCCUGUGCCUGCCGUUGCAGUGCAAGGUUCUGCUGAUGUUGUGGUUGUAAAUUCUGGGGGCUUUCGCAAAAGGGACGGUGCCAACGAUGAAGGUGUGAGGAAGAUGGCGAGGAUAGGGAGUCCGGAAGAGGUUGUGGUGUGAUCUUUGCAUUCUUUGCAGUUAAGAAAGGUUGAAGUCUUGCAACAGACUGAAUUGAGAAACAGAGAUGGGGAGGUGACCUGGAGGCUCUGCUUGUUUGGUUUAGAUUAUGAAGACGAGCACAUGCUUUCGGAAGGAGGUCGGGAGGAGUACAUAGCGGUAGAGAUUAGUGUAAACUACUCCUUAAUAAGUCUUCAAAUGAUUCUUAGCUCUGAGGCCAUAGUUUUUUUGCUUUUUUUGCCCUUUUUUUGCCUUUUCUUUUUCUUUUUCUUCCCUCUUCUUUUCCCGAGACGAUCGUCCGAUCUUUUAUAGUUGGAUAUAUUGUAACAUGAAAUUGCAUACUAUUUCAUCACCAUGUUAUUGCAUUCCAA
Messenger RNA from Physcomitrium patens, 2438 nucleotides. RefSeq lists its product as uncharacterized. Gene Ontology annotation, molecular function: DNA binding; DNA-binding transcription factor activity. The record is from RefSeq and is a predicted model, not a curated record. NCBI's taxonomy places the organism in Eukaryota, Viridiplantae, Streptophyta, Bryopsida, Funariales, Funariaceae. Gene Ontology annotation, biological process: regulation of DNA-templated transcription.